AUGUCUCUUCGCGCCCUCGCCACUGCUUCCAGACCCUUCCUCCUCAACUCCCUCAAGAACACCCUCAAGCCUCAGCAACCCAAGGUCAUCUCCAACAUGCUUUACAGAAACUAUACUAGCGCUGCUGCCGCUCCUGCCGGAUUGGGCCAGCCCGAUAUGACCAAGGGUCCCCUCUACCGUUACGACACUGCCCUCCCCAAGUUGCCCGUUCCCACCUUGGCCGACACCUGUGCCCGCUACUUGAAGUCGGUCCGUCCCCUCUUGAACGACAAGGAGUUUGCCGAGACCACUGCUGCCGUUGCCGAGUUCCAGAAGCCCGGCGGUGUUGGUGAGGAGCUCCAGAAGCGUCUUCUUGCCAAGGCCAACGACCCCAAGACUGUCAACUGGCUCGAGGACUGGUGGAACGACCUUGCUUACUUCGGAUACCGUGAUCCCGUCGUCAUCUACGUCUCGUACUUUUACGCCUACAAGGAUGAUCGUCUCCGCCGCAAGCCCACCCAGCGUGCCGCUGCCAUCAUCCAAUCCGCCAUGGACUUCCGUCGCCAGGUCGUUGAUGAGUCGCUUGCCCCUGAAAUGGUCAAGAAGCAGCCCUUGGACUCUUCGACCUACAAGUACAUGUUCAACGCCUGCAGAUACCCCGCUAAGCCCAGCGAUUUCGAGUUGGCCUUUGACCCUGCCCAGAACAACCACGUUGCCGUUGUCCGCCACAACCAGUUCUUUACCUUCGAUCUGGUCAAGGACGGCAAGGUCUUGAGCACUGCCGAUAUUGAGGCUCAGUUGGAUGCCAUCGUCAAGUUGGCCGGCGACCGCAAGGACCCCUCCAUCGGUGUCUUGACCUCUGACAACCGUGACAUCUGGACCGAGGCCCGCAAGACCCUUAUCAACGCUGGCUCUCAGAACGAGGAGCUCCUCCGCAAGAUCGAGUCGUCGGUCUUCUUGCUCUGCUUGGAUGACUCCAGCCCCGUCACCCGCGACGAGGUCUCCCGCGCCUGCUGGCACGGAGAUGGCCGCAACCGUUUCUUCGACAAGGCCCUCCAGUUCAUUGUCUUUGAGAACGGCAAGGCCGGCUUCAUGGGCGAGCACUCGACUAUGGAUGGUACCCCCACUUGCCGCUUGAACGACUAUGUCUGCUCCACCUUGGCCCAGAACAAGAUCGACCACGGCUCGGCCACCGUCUCUGCCACCUUGGAGGCACCCCAGAAGCUCAACUUUGCCUUCAACACCGCCGUCCACAAGGCGAUCGAGACCUCGGAGAAGAACUUUGAGGAGUUGAUUGGCAAGCACGGAUUGCACGUCCAGAACUACGAGGGAUACGGCAAGGGCUUGAUCAAGAAGUUCAAGUGCUCGCCCGAUGCCUACGUCCAGAUGAUCAUCCAGCUCGCCUACUUCAAGAUGCACGGCGUCUCCCGUCCCACCUACGAGUCUGCUCAGGUCCGCAAGUUCCAGCACGGUCGUACCGAGACCUGCCGUACCGUCUCGACUGAGUCUGUCGCCUGGGUCAAGUCCAUGGAGGACCCUCACGUCUCUGCUGCCGAGAAGACUGCCCUCUUCAAGAAGGCCCUUGACUCCCACAUCGGAUACAUGUCCAAGGCCGUUGAGGGCCAAGGUUGCGACCGUCACUUGUUGGGACUUCGUCUCUCGCUCAAGUCGCACGAGUCCAAGCCCACGAUCUUCCAGCAGGAGAUCUUCAGCCGGUCGUCCCACUGGAACUUGUCGACUUCUCAGUUGUCCGGAGAGCACUUUGAUGGAUACGGUUGGGGUGAGGUUGUCCCUGAUGGUUACGGAGUUGCCUACAUGGUUAACGAAAACAACUUGUCGUUCAACGUUGCUUCGAUGAAGGAGAUGCACCCCGAGCGCUUGCACCACUACUUGAAGGAGUCUGCCACCGAGAUGAAGCAGCUCUUUGAGCAGACCCUUUUGGAGGCUCCCAAGUCCAAGCUGUAA
This is a messenger RNA of Linnemannia hyalina, 1944 nucleotides long. The record is from the annotation of a GenBank genome assembly. NCBI's taxonomy places the organism in Eukaryota, Fungi, Mortierellomycota, Mortierellomycetes, Mortierellales, Mortierellaceae.